GCAAUCCUGAAAAAAAAUCGAAAAGACGCCAAACUUCAAGUAAGGAAGACGACAGUCGCGGCCAUUUUCUUUCAAUUCUUGAAAUCGUCGGUUCGAGAGCAGAAAAAUGACUAACUCCAAGGGGUACAGGAGAGGAACCAGGGACUUGUUUUCCCGAAAAUUCGGGAAACGUGGAGUGAUCCCUCUUUCCACGUACAUGAAGGUGUACAAAAUUGGGGACAUCGUGGACAUCAAAGGAAAUGGGGCUGUGCAGAAGGGUAUGCCCUACAAGGCUUACCAUGGCAAGACCGGCCGUGUUUUCAACGUUACUGCUCACGCUUUGGGAGUCAUCGUAAACAAGAGGGUGCGAGGCAAAAUCCUACCAAAAAGAAUAAAUGUGCGCGUAGAGCACGUCCAGCACUCCAAAUGUCGCGAGGAUUUCUUGCAGAGGGUGCAAAAUUGCAAAAAGCUUCGACAAGAAGCCAAAGCAACUGGCGUCGCUGUUAACUUGAAGCGCCAACCGGCACAACCCAAGUUGGCUCAUGUUGUGAGUGGAACCAACGGCGCGAUUCAAUUGGCUCCUAUUCCUUAUGAAUUCAUAGCCUAAGUUCAAUAAAAAAUGAUAUUUAAA
Molecule: messenger RNA, 610 nt
Organism: Dendroctonus ponderosae (mountain pine beetle)
Lineage: Eukaryota; Metazoa; Arthropoda; Insecta; Coleoptera; Curculionidae
Gene: RpL21
Product: 60S ribosomal protein L21
Exons: 3
Coding region: 107-586 (159 amino acids)
Biological process (GO): translation
Cellular component (GO): cytosolic large ribosomal subunit; ribosome
Molecular function (GO): structural constituent of ribosome
Source: RefSeq, a predicted model, not a curated record